CGCGUCCGGCUCUAGCACCGGCUCCGGGUUCGUGCGCAGCUCCCGGCGGGCCCGGGUGCGGGCGCCCGCCGACAUGCGUCCCCUCCUCGGCCUGCUCCUCAUCUUCGCGGGCUGCACCUAUGCCCUGUACUUGCUGUCGACGCGCCUGCCCCGCGGGCGGACCCUGGGCUCCAGCGAGGACGCGGAAGGCAGGUCACUGUCGUUCCCCUCGGACCUGGCUGAGCUGCGGGAGCUCUCCGAAGUCCUCCGGGAGUACCGUAAGGAGAACGAGGCCUACGUGUUCCUGCUCUUCUGCAGCGCCUACCUCUAUAAGCAGGGCUUCGCCAUCCCCGGCUCCAGCUUCCUGAACUUGUUAGCCGGGGCCCUGUUCGGGCCGUGGCUGGGGCUGUUUCUGUGCUGCGUGCUGACCUCCGUGGGUGCCACCUGCUGCUACCUGCUCUCCAGCCUUUUCGGCAAGCAGCUGGUCAUGUCCUAUUUCCCCGACAAAGUCACCCUGCUGCAGAGGAAGGUGGAGGAGAACAGGAACAGCUUGUUUUUUUUCUUGCUGUUUUUGAGACUUUUCCCCAUGACGCCAAACUGGUUCUUGAACCUCUCCGCCCCGAUCCUCAACAUCCCCCUGAUGCAGUUCUUCUUCUCUGUGCUUAUCGGUUUGAUCCCAUACAACUUCAUCUGUGUGCAGACGGGCUCCAUCCUGUCCACCCUCACCUCCCUGGACGCUGUUUUCUCCUGGGAAACCAUCUUUAAACUGUUGGCCAUUGCCUUGGUGGCCUUGGUUCCUGGGACCCUCAUUAAAAAAUUUAGCCAGAAAAACCUGCAAUUAGAUGAAGCAAGCAACGUCAGUCUGUUAACUGUCAGGAAGGACACAUGACCCGGAUGGCAGGGCUCGCUCCUUUCCUGUGUAACGAGUGUGGCCCUCAAAAGCCCUUUUUUUUAAAAAAAAAAUUGUUUUUUUUAAUUGCCCUCUGCUUGGACCCUGUUUGUUAAGUGCAUCAUCUUAUCCCAAAGGACAAGCCGUGUGCUCU
This is a messenger RNA of Sorex fumeus (smoky shrew), 1022 nucleotides long. RefSeq names its product transmembrane protein 41A (gene TMEM41A). The record is from RefSeq and is a predicted model, not a curated record. The transcript has 5 exons. The coding region runs from base 74 to 868 and encodes 264 amino acids. Lineage: Eukaryota; Metazoa; Chordata; Mammalia; Eulipotyphla; Soricidae.